This is a messenger RNA of Brassica rapa (field mustard), 1913 nucleotides long. RefSeq lists its product as uncharacterized. Lineage: Eukaryota; Viridiplantae; Streptophyta; Magnoliopsida; Brassicales; Brassicaceae. The record is from RefSeq and is a predicted model, not a curated record.
CAAAAGCCAAGUUUCAUAGAAACUAUAUAUAAUUCACAUCUAAAGACGGAUCUUGAACAAACAUGCGUGGAGUUUGGCUUUAUCUCAAGAAGUCUCUUAGCUGCUGCGAUGCUCAGAAGCCAAGUGAUCCGAAGAAGAACCUUAUCCAGGAGAUGAAGAAUCCAUCUGGUUGCAGAAGAUCGAUGUCGAAUCUGAGGAAUGAGUUUGUUACUUAUGGAGAUGAGGGAGCUAUGCAGAAUCCAAGCUUCCGCAGCUCACGGUCUCUGGAGAGCGCCAAGUUUAUAAACACGAUGAGAUUUGAGGGCAGUGGAGGAGCGUCUUCUUCUGAUUUGCUUUCAGGUCGUUACUCUUCUGAGAGGUUUGAUGUUAUUGGCUCUGACAUCUGCGGUUUUGGAGCUCUCUCUUGUAGAUUAUGUCGCCAGAGAGUCAGAGAUCUUUAUGCGUUUGAGACUCAUUAUCUUACUAAUCACUCUGUCACUAGACUUUUAGAAGGAGACUUCUCGAGAACAACUGUAGAGUUGAUCUGCAACCGAGGCUACUCUCACAAGCUUGGCAAGACGAAAGGGAGCAACGUUUCAGCUAUUUUGAAAGUCCAGAACCUUCAGAGAGUCGUCGCGGAGUUUGAGAAGUACAGAGAGCUCGUGAAAAUAAGAGCAACCAAGCUUUCGAAGAAACACUCUCGCUGUGUGGCUGAUGGGAACGAGUUUCUUGGGUUCCACGGUACAACUCUUUCUUGCUCCCUCGGUUUGAGCAGCAACAGCGGCUCUUCAAACCUCUGUUUCUCGGAUCAGUGUGGAGUUUGUCAGAUUUUAAGACACGGGUUCGCUUCUAAAACGAGACAAGAUGGGAUUAAAGGAGUUCUCACAGCGUCAGCUUGCUAUGCGGCUCUUGAGGGGAUCGAAAUGGAACGAGGAAGAAGCAGAGGUGGAGUGAAAGCUGUUGUGCUGUGUAGAGUGAUCGCAGGGAGGGUUCAUAAACCUAUGAAGAAGUUUGAAGAUCCUAAUGGUUUUUCUGAGUUUGAUUCAUUGGCGUUGAAAGUGGGACCAAAUGCUAUACUUGAAGAGCUUUAUUUAUUGCGUACUAAAGCUCUGUUGCCUUGCUUUGUUAUAAUCUUUAAGCCUCGAAACAACACCUCAUAAAUCAAAUUUUAAUUCUUUGUUUCUUGUAUAAUUUUAUUUUUUUACCUCAUUGCGAAACCCAAGUUGUCACCAACAUGGCCAUGUCUUACUCAUCUCAUGAGGAAGAUGACUGCGUUGUGUUAUGUCUAUCAAGUCCUUGGGACGACUACUCAGCUUAAAUAGAGAACCAAAACUCAAGCUUCUUCACCUCCAAGAGAGAUGAAAUGUUUCACAUACCCUACUUCUAGAGGUCACCAAUCAUGGGAUCGUCAACUUUGAAUUGUUAAGAAUUUAAACCUUUUAUAAUGAUUUGUUUCCUUAUAAAACGAGUUGAUUCUUGAUUUCAUUCAAAAUUACUGCAUGCUUAUGAGUUAUAUGGUUACAAAAUAAAUUAUUUCUUCGGUUUGGAGUUUGGUUCCGCUUGGUUUGUUUCGGUUUUGGAGUUUAGCAUCAUCUAACCGAAUCUAGAAGUGCCGAGCCCGAUGCCUGCCACGUAAUCAAAGCGUAAAUACUUUAUACCAAGAGGGAUAGUUUCGUCAUUUCGUUCUUAGGCAUUAGAAAAACAUUUUUCCGAUCAUCGAGGAAUAAAGGUUUUCAAUACUAUUUAAUAAAAAAAUCCGAGAGGAGGAUUGAGAAGAAUCUGAAGCUGAACGAGACGAAACCUUUUUGAGAGCGAGCGAGAGAGAGAGGGUGGUCUCCGUCGUCUUCUUCUUCCCCGUCUCUCCGGCGGCGAAAAAAACUCAAAUCUCAAUCGGAGAAGAUAAGAAUAACACGCGAUACAUAAAACGAGAGAUU